This is a messenger RNA of Nannochloropsis gaditana CCMP526, 366 nucleotides long. RefSeq lists its product as uncharacterized. The transcript has 2 exons. The record is from RefSeq and is a predicted model, not a curated record. Bases 1 to 366 code for a protein of 121 amino acids.
AUGAGUGCUGGAGCUACGAACCUGCCAUCCCCGUCUUCUGCCUCCUCCCCCUCUCCCCCCCGCCGUCGCCGCCCUGCCCCCCGCUCGACACCUUCUCCCCCCCGCAGAGCACGAGGACACAGAACUUCAUCGGUGUCUCGUACCGGCAGUGUCUUUCAGUCGGGAUAUUUUUACAUGUCCCUCCUAGCCCUCCAGUUCGGCCUCCAGCCUCUCUUGGUCCGUGCUUUCAUUCCCACGAGCCUGCCCAAGAUGCUCGUGGUUAUGGCCACCGAAAGCGUCAAGAUCCUCCUCUGCGCCCUAGGGCUCUGGGUUACCGAGACUAAGGACAGCCGAGCCAAACUAUGGGCGACAUGGACAGUGCGGUAG